AGGCCUACGUUGGGGCCUACUUGUAUAGUGCUGUGGCCUCCUCUUUACCUCAGAAGAUAGGCAGAGCCACACCAGAACAGUGGGGUAGGUGGUGCAUUCUUCCAUGGUGGACUUUACUUGUGGGUCGCUUGUCCAAAAUCCAGUCACCACUGUCAUAAAAACAUGGCAGUUUCCAACAGGCAGGAGCCAACUUCAUUAUCAUUAUAACCAUUCCUGUGUAAACUGUUUUGAUGCAGUUGUCACCAUAACAAAAACAAAGCUAUCUUUUUAGAAAGAACUCUCUGCCUCAAAGCAGGUAGUCAGGUUGACAAGGGAAAGGGAAGGGAGUUACUACAGCAGGAGUCCCCUGUACAGCAUAUGCAUCCCCAUGCAAACAGUCAAAACUCCGUAGGCCUCUCCUGUUUUGCAUGAAUAAGGCAAAUCAGCAGCAGCAGCUGCGUUCUUUCCUGCAGCUUAAAGGACAAGAAAAAGUAGAUGCUGCUGGGGGUGCUGACAGGGAAAGGUGAGUACUGAGUGAGCUGGAGGAGGAGGAUCUCCUUGGCUGGUUGUAGUAGCUGUUGCAACUGCUACAGUCAUGCAGAAGCUUCUUGACACACAGUGCCUCUCACAACAUGGUCUUAUCUGCAGUGGCCUUAAGUCCAACUCUGUCCACAUCACCCUGCCCCAGCCUUGCCCCAGUGCAGCUACAUAAAAGAAAAAGAAUAGGGAUGUGGCUAGUGCCAACAGAUGCUGAAUAGAAAGGUGAUGAUGACUCGCAUUGCUUGUCAUGGAUGCUUGUGCUAAAGCCCCGAUUGGUAACUCAUUCUUAAUGCGCUGUCUUUUGGCCUGAGUAAAAGUUGAAGGACCAGCAGUGCAGAUUCUCUCUCACACACACACCAGCCAAAAUGCAAGGAAAGGGUUCUUUAAACCCCUCCCUCCGUCCCCCCCCACUGCCAAGUCAAUAGGAGAGCGCCAUAUGAGCACCUCAGCUGCUUGCUGUGGCUUGGCUUGCAGAUUGCAAUGAGCAUUUGAGGUGCAAAACAGGAAAGUUGCUAUUCACACAGUGAGAGAUGGGGUUAAAAAGCCCUUUGCUUGGAUUCCAGUUUGGGAGAGGAGGUGGCUGGUGUGCAUUGCAACUAAUGGUGUGUGUGUGUAAGUGAGCAAGGAUUGGAAGCUAUGCUGAUGGCCAGAUGGGAAAUCAGGGGGGAGGGGGGAGAACUUCCAGCUGCCAAUAUCUAUCUAUGCUAAAAUAUCAGUAAUCUUUUCAUCCCCACCCUCUAGGAAAAUCAGACUGGCAGUCUUACAAAUGCUGGAUCUCUACACUUAAUAAACCAUUAUCUUUUAAAUUGCUUGCCUUGACCAAGUAAACUAAUUUCAUAUUUCCCAGUCCAGAGGCAAGCUUACUAUCAUCUUGUUUUAUGCGAGCUUCUAGAGGUAUUGAAAUUCCACUUUGAAAAUUAAUCUGCAUGCAUUUAUUAAUUUGCAGAAGUUACCUCCUGAUGAAAGGAGGCAAACAUUAAUUUCCUUGGGAAUGGGGGAGAGAAUGGGGAGUGAAUACAUGUGUGUAAGUUGAAAUGCCAGUGCUCUGAGUCAAUUAUGUUUUUGUCCAUUUCUAUCGCUUGUCAAAAUCACAUUUGGCCAUUAUACUAGUAAACAAAACCAGUUAUCAAUUGGCUGAAUUGCUGUUUUCCAUAACAGUACAAAGAGUUUUAUCUCCCUCUUCCCCCAAGGCGAAGGUUUGACAUCAGUUAUACUUUGAAAUUAUAGAAUAUUUUCAUGAAAGUUGGGGUAGAAUAGAGAUGGUACAGAAUACAAGCUCUAGCUUGUGUUUUGAAGAAGCAGGAGCCAAAUAUUUACUGUAGGUCUAAGAGCUUGACUAAUGAAACCUGCUAUCCUAUCCUGUACUCACUUUCCUGGGAGCAAGCCAUAUUGGACGCAGCGGGGCUUACUUCCACGUUGACGUAAGAACGUGCUACACAAGAGCCAUCGUGAUGACAAUUUGGUAUCUACAUAAAUUUGGAGGGGGAAGGGAGGGAAUAGGCUACGGCACAUUCUUGACCAGUGACUACGAUGGCGGAGGCUGAUUAGAGUUUGAGUCCAAUAAUGUUGGAGGACACCAGGUUCCCCUACUGUGCUUUAGAUAGGGUGUCAGUGAGAGGAGAACCAGGAUACUCAGUCCCAGUUUCCUCGCCGGACCCGCAAACAAGACGCAAGCCGGAAGUCACCGCGGAAACCAACAAAACAGUUGCGGGGGGGGGGGUGUUCACCUUCCGAGUCUGAGGAGUUACGGCCAAGACAUAGGAGGCCAACCCGAGCGUAUACUUUUUUCCGUACGCCGUGUCGCACCCACUUCCCCUCGGCGGCGAGCCCCUUGCCUGACUGGGCCUGAGAUCAGAUGGCUCACAGCCAGGCGAGGAAAAGGUCUCAGAGAAGGAGCCAAAGCGGUUCUCGGAGCAGGCGAGAUGUGGAGGAGGAGGAAAAGAGGAGGAGGAAAAGCAGCCGAGAUUCACGGGGCAGGAGGAGCCCAUCUCCUGCCAGCAAAAGGGGACCCGGAUCCCCAAGAGUCCAGCUGGGCUCAGCCUCCACCAAAGAAGUGAAAAAGAAGAAGAAGGAGAAGAAGAGGAGGAAGAGGAGGAGAGCCGCCAGCAGCAGCUCUUCCGCCUCUUCCUCCUCCUCCGAGACCAGCUCCUCGUCUUCCAGAUCGUCCUCCUCUUCUGACUCCUCUCCGGAAGCGUCGGGCGACGAUGGAUCCAGACCCAAAAGGAGGAAGCAGAGCAAGAAGAAGCUAAGCAAAGAGAAAGAUAAAAAGCAAAAGAGGAGGAGGAGGAGGAGGAGGAAGAAUAAAACCAAGAAGAAAGCAAAGAAGCGGCCCAAGGAGAGGGCGAAAGAGGGGGAAGCGAAGGAGGCGCUGCCUGGCCCUUCCCUGGACCUGCGGCAGAAAGAGGCGCUGGGAGAUCCUGGGCCAGUCCUGACAGAUGAGCAGAAGUCCCGCAUCCAGGCCAUGAAGCCGAUGACAAAAGAAGAGUGGGAUGCCCGGCAGAGCGUUAUCAGGAGAGUCGUCGACCCUGAAACGGGAAGAUUGAGGCUUAUUAAAGGUGAUGGCGAGGUUCUUGAGGAGAUCGUUACUAAGGAGCGGCAUAAAGAAAUUAACAAGCAAGCCACUCGGGGAGAUGGCCUUUCCUUCCAGGUGAGGACGGGGACGCUACGGCAGUAACAGGAUGCUUUGCUCCGGUGGGAUGCCUUCCCAGCUGCAGCAGCUUUGCCAAAACCAGACACAUGCUCUCCCUUUUUGUCCCCAUGAAAUAUGCAUGCCGCCGGUGCCAUCAGGAGAGAGAACAGCUGGAGCAAAGUGCUCUGACCUGCAGCUGCUGCCCAAACUGGUCACCUUCCAGUGCAAGUCCUUCUGUUUUGCAGCAGGGCUCCCCUGUUCCCUUGCUCAGAGAUCCCCCGCAAAGCUCUCUGAUGGCUGCCUUCAGCUUGUCUCCUCAUCUAGGCCACCCUCCCUUCCUUGUGAAAAGCAGUAAAAAGGAAGCGAGCGAACAGAGGAGAACGACCCAGGCAACAGCGAAAGCAGCGACAGAUUCUGGAAGCAAAUCCUGCAGAGAUCCUGUACCUCUCCCGCCUCCUUCUCCACGGCAGGUGGACAAAGUACAGUGCCUGUCCCAGGGAUGGAGGCUCUCAAUUUUGAUUCUGCUGGCCUCCAUCCCACAGGGGAGGAGGAGACUCUUUAAAGACAAGCCCAGCAACUUUCCAGCAGGCUUUGCCGUGGCUGGGCUCUGAAAGCUCAGCAGGGAGGGGCAGGGAUGGGGAAUACAUUGCUGUGGAACUCUGCCUCUGUGGGCCUAAGAGAACAGCAGAAGCUCCACCAGCGGCAACCUUUCUGCUCCCCCAAGUCCUGGGGCGUUUCAGGCUCACGGGUCCUGCUGGGGAGGGUUAGAGCAGCGUGUGGGCAUGCAGGCCCACCCUGGCUGUGCCCCCACCUCUCGCAGCUGGCUUGGCAGAGUGGCAGGUCCAGCCAACUUUCCCUGCUGCCUCAGCCGCUCUCUUUCUGUAGCCUGACACAACUUAGCCUCUGCCUCAAAGGAGGGGGCUCCACAGCAAUGAGACCUGGAUUGCCCUUCAGGCUAUUCUGGCUUCGGCUGUGGUUUCACAUGCUUGUAGCCUCCCUAAUAUAUGACUAGGGAUACAGUGAGACCCUCCUUGCCUCCAGAGUAGAAGGUUAACCUCUGCCUGCCCCAGCUUGAUAUUAUGCAUUAGGCUCUGGAUUUCUGCAAGGUGCUGAUACCUGUUGUAUUAACAGAACAGCCAAAGCCUUAGCAAUCAAAGGGCUCCUUCACUCAAGUUUUGUUUCCAUAAUACAGCUUUGUAGUUGGCAAGCAUGGUCCACUAGGGGGAGAGGGUUUCUGCCAUCCUUUCAGGGGUGAGCCAAACCACCGCACCCCACUUUGCCUUAUUUCCAGGCUCCAUUUGGGCAGAAUUUUUCUUUGGGUGAACCUACGUAUAGCAGAGUUUUUCAGCCCAGAUGCCACUUUCAAAUUUGGCCAGCCUGCUGAGUGCCACACACUAACGACACACCACAGGCACACACACACACAAAAAAAACACUCAUCUCCAUCACUGUGGUGGGCUGAUUUCCUUAUCGCAGCACUGGGCUAGGUGGAGAGGUAAUGUCUCACUGCAGUGCUGUGAUAGGAUUGUUGCAGAGGUUUAAACUCCUUUAUGCAAGUUACUGGCGAAAGCAAUCUAUUAAAUUGCAUAUGGGGGAGGGGGAAGAGGCUGCAGUGCCAAAAAUGGCUAGUGGGGGAGAAGCCCAUCUACCUGGCUGUGGUGCGUGUAAGAUUUCUCUGGAGGUGCACCCUUUCCUUCCCUCCCACCUGUUCAUGGCAACAAACUCUCCAUUAACAUGUAGGAAUUGGGUUGGGGGCUGAUCUAGCCUGUGGGGUCCCCCCUCAGCUCUACAGCAGGGGAAUGGAUAAGCUGCUCUUUUGCAGCAGCGUCAUACAGGAGCUAGAAGCGGUAUCUCACCAACUUCUGGCAAUCACCUUUGGCAAUCAAACAAAUGUCAGGCAUGUUUGCAUGCCAAUCGUUUUAAUCAUACCUUGUUGAUUAUCUACCCAUUACUGAACAAUGGAAUGAUUGCACGAAAGGAAAUCUGUGAGAAUAAAAGUGCUGAAGUAUUUAUAACCCACUUGAAGGGCACAACCCAGCAAAGCGCAUGCUUAACUCUCUUCUGUUGAAACUAAUGGAACUUUGAAAAGUGCUUAACUUUGGCUGGGUGAUGCCCUUCAAGUGUGUGGUUUUCUUUUCAAAAAUCCCAACAUUUUUAUUUAUGCUGUAAUACCCAAGCUAGUCCAGCUAACAAAUGUCAUGCUACUGGGAAACAGAAAAUGCUUACAAAGGAUGCUGAUGUUUUUUAGGGACUCAUCUGUUCAGUACGGUAAGGGGCACCGGUUAUGUUCAGUGGAAGUCUGGGCAUCAUAUUGUGAUGUUCUGGGAGAUGGGACAUUCUGUUCAACCAAGGAGGAACCGCUAGCUCCACUGAUUGAUCACCUAGUCACUUGUAACAAAAGGCAUAUGCACACAAUUGAGAUCAAGCCAUUAGCUUUCAGUGAUUCAGAGCUUGGUAUAAAUGCAUCCUUAUUGCACUAUGUCCGCACAGCAACUCCGUGAAAUGGCUAGUUCUGAGAAGUUGUGAUUAGCUCAAAAUAGCUUGUGAAUUUUACAGUUACAUGGGGGGAUUUCAAUGCAAGAUUCUCGCUUUUGGCUUCUUGUUGCCGCCCUGACACUUGUUUGGUCUGCAUUUUAGCCAAUUGGGCACAAAUCACACUUCCUGGACUAAAAGGUAGAUUGGACUGCUGUCAUCCUUGGUUUCGCACUUCUCGGAAUUUUUUAAGAUAGUUCUCUGCUCAAAAAGCAUAAAAAUGCCUAUUUUGUUAGACUAUGUAUACAAUGCAUAAAAAACUGCAAGUAAAUGUGUACUACAA
This is a messenger RNA of Rhineura floridana, 5963 nucleotides long. It is a transcript of the gene ARL6IP4, whose product is annotated as ADP ribosylation factor like GTPase 6 interacting protein 4. The transcript is spliced from 6 exons. Bases 2375 to 3193 code for a protein of 272 amino acids. Lineage: Eukaryota; Metazoa; Chordata; Lepidosauria; Squamata; Rhineuridae. The record is from RefSeq and is a predicted model, not a curated record.